Molecule: messenger RNA, 612 nt
Organism: Podospora pseudocomata
Lineage: Eukaryota; Fungi; Ascomycota; Sordariomycetes; Sordariales; Podosporaceae
Exons: 1
Coding region: 1-612 (203 amino acids)
Source: RefSeq, a predicted model, not a curated record
AUGACGGGCGUCGUAGAAGGAAUCGAAGCGGUAUCUGGGUUGGCCGGCCUUACAGGCUCGCAGAUUGAGGAUGAAGAGUCACUGAAGAGUUCAGGCUCGUUCCAGCUCGACGAAUUGGAAGAGCAGCUAGCGGCCGUGACGUUCCAGGCCGUGGCGGAUCUCUUUGAACAGUGCAAGAAACUUUGUCACCACGAGCGCAAAAGCAAAGAGCAAAGACGACCCCAGUGCCACAGAGAACGAGGUCAGCCCAUUUGGCACGGUUGGCCUGAACUGGAACCCCAUGCACCGCUACCUUCAUGGAAAAAUGCGAGACAUCGCCGACGGCCGCAAAAUAAAGUCUCGGUCGCGCAGCGGGUCAAGUUCGCCAUCUACAAGAAGGAGCAUCUCGAGAAGUUCAUCAAAGAUAUUAACGAUCUCAUCGACGAGCUGUAUAAGAUCCAUGAACCACCCGUGGAGGAGCAGAAGGAGCUCGGCAAGGAGGAACUAGCGAAGUUUCUUGAGGUCCUGAAGGAGUUGGAUGUCGCUUCCGACCGCGAUCCCGUCAUACGCUCUGCUGUGCAGAAUAUUCUCAAGCAAGAGGCAAGUAGAACUUCAUUUAACCUUGCCGUUUGA